Molecule: messenger RNA, 2676 nt
Organism: Saxophila tyrrhenica
Lineage: Eukaryota; Fungi; Ascomycota; Dothideomycetes; Mycosphaerellales; Extremaceae
Gene: GEF2
Product: chloride channel
Exons: 3
Coding region: 1-2676 (891 amino acids)
Biological process (GO): chloride transport; transmembrane transport
Cellular component (GO): Golgi apparatus; early endosome; plasma membrane
Molecular function (GO): voltage-gated chloride channel activity
Source: RefSeq, a predicted model, not a curated record
AUGUCCAGCUCGUCGUCGAACCAGUCCGGACAUGCGCCCGCCUUAGCAUCCUCCAGUCGCGGUCCGCUGACCCCCUCCCCCGGCGCCGACGACUUCUCCGACGAUGGCCUCGAUAUCGGGAAUGAAGAGUUGUUGGCCGAUGAUCCACUGCAUGAUGGAGGAUUGAAUGAAUCCACCUCCUUCAACCGCCAACCCACCUCCCCCUCCCAAUCCUUCGCCUCCCGCUUCCUCACCUCCCCCUUCCAACCCCACCGCCGGGGCUCACCCUCCCCCUCUCGAUCUCCCGCCAGCCUCUUCCGCGCCGCUACACCCAACACCAUCCUCUCCUACCUCAACACCCCCGCCGACCCCAGCGCCGGCCUCCAAGACGCCAAAGACGGCAGCCAUUUGGACUGGUACGUCGAGGGCCCCGGCCGGCGCGUCGGCUAUGAUAACCUGACCGCCAUUGACUGGAUCUACGAGUACAGCAAAGAGCGCACACGGCUACGGCAGCUCACGACUAACAACCCGGGCGUGCUGGGGCAGGUGAAAGUUUUCGCGGAUAGCAGUCAGAUAUGGUGGAUCCUUGUCGCGACGGGGGUGGCGGUGGGAGGUAUUGCGGCGGGGAUUGAUGUGGCGAGUGAUUGGUUGGGUGAUAUAAAGACGGGGGUGUGCAGUAAUGUGCAGGAUGGGGGGAAGUUCUACUUGAACAGGGCGUUUUGUUGUUGGGAGACGAACACGUUUGCGGUGUGUCGGGAUUGGAGGACAUGGGCGGAUGCCAUGGGCAUAGGGAGUGCGUUUGGGAGUUUUGUGGUGGAGUAUUUGUUGUUCACAUGUUUCUCGGUCCUCUUCGCCUCUUGUGCGAGCCUGCUGGUUAUCAAGUACUCGCCCUACGCAAAACAGAGCGGAAUCCCCGAAAUCAAAACUGUCCUGGGAGGUUUCGUGAUCCGCCACUUCUUGGGUGCCUGGACUCUGGUUAUCAAAUCGCUAGGACUAUGCCUGGCUGUCGCUUCUGGAAUGUGGCUCGGCAAAGAGGGACCGCUCGUACACGUAGCAUGCUGCUGCGCCAACGUCUUCAUGAAGCUCUUCGAUGGAAUCAAUGGCAACGAGGCCCGCAAGCGCGAGACCCUCUCAGCAGCCGCCGCCAGCGGUAUAUCUGUCGCCUUUGGCGCUCCCAUCGGCGGUGUGUUGUUCAGCUUGGAGCAGCUGAGUUACUACUUCCCGGACAAAACCAUGUGGGCAGCUUUCGUCUGCGCAAUGGUCGCGGCAGUAACACUACACGCUUCCGACCCGUUCAGAACCGGCAAGCUCGUCCUCUUCCAGGUCGCCUACCGCAGCGGAUGGCAUGCCUUCGAGCUCGUGCCCUUCGCCGUUAUUGGCAUUAUCGGAGGUCUCUACGGCGCCAUGUUCAUCAAACUCAAUAUGAAGGUCGCCGCUUGGCGCAGCUCAAAAAGCAAUCCCUUCCUCAACCGCCCACUUCUCGAAGUCGCAGCCGUCGCGCUCCUCACAGCUCUCAUCAGCUUCCCGAUCACUUUCCUCCGCGCUCAAUCAAGCGAGCUGGUCGAGUACUUGUUCGCUGAAUGUCGGGACCUGGAAGACGACUACCUCGGCCUCUGCAAAGCUGGUAUUGCAAACACCGGCGUCAUCUUUAUUCUCCUCAUCUCCGCCUUCAUUGGCUUCUGCCUCGCAGUCAUAACCUUUGGUCUGCAGAUCCCAGCUGGUAUCCUUCUCCCUUCAAUGGCAGUCGGCGCACUCUACGGCCGCGUCGUCGGGCUCGUGAUGGAAGUCUGGCAGCAGAACCACCCGGACUUCAUCGUCUUCCGCGCCUGCGCCAUUGAACCAGACAUACCUUGCGUCACGCCAGGAACCUACGCGGUCAUUGGCGCAGCCUCCGCUCUGGCAGGCGCCACACGCAUGACGGUCUCGAUCGUGGUCAUCAUGUUCGAGCUCACCGGCGCUCUAACCUACGUCCUUCCAAUCAUGGUGGCCGUGAUGCUGAGCAAAUGGGUUGGCGACGCGUUUGGCAAACGCGGCAUUUACGAGUCUUGGAUUCAUUUUCAAGGCUACCCGUUCCUGGAUAACAAAGACGAUGCCCCCGUUCCUGAUGUGCCUGUUGCAGGAAUCAUGACACGCUUCGAAGAUCUGGUCUGCAUAUCCUCUACCGGACACACAAUCUCCACCCUCCAAGACCUGCUUCGCGAGCACCGCUUCCGCGGCUUCCCAGUCAUCUCCGCAACCCACGAAGCUACACUCCUAGGCUACAUCUCCCGCACGGAGCUGCUCUUCGCUCUCGACUCCGCUACCUCUAACACCCGCAACCUCCCCGCAGAAACGCGAUGCUUCUUCCAACAUACGCCCCUCGCCGACCCCAGCGUCACCCUCGACCUCCGCCCCUGGAUGGACCAGACCCCUAUCUCGCUGUCCGCGCGCUCGAAUCUCCAGAUCACGAACGAUAUGUUCCAGAAACUCGGGCUACGGUAUAUUUUGUUCGUAGAUCGAGGCGUAUUGGCGGGUUUGAUGACGAAGAAGGAUUUAUGGCUUGUGUUGAACGAGGGUGAGGAUGGGAAGGUGGGUAGAGGGACAGGGGUUCUGCGGGAGGAGGGCGAGGGCAGGGAGGACGAGGCGGGGUUGUUGGGUGGGCAUAGGAGGGGCCUGAGUUUGGGGGAGAGUGUGGGGAGUAGAGACGGGGAGGGGUAG